Paramuricea clavata is the source of this 2912-nucleotide messenger RNA. NCBI's taxonomy places the organism in Eukaryota, Metazoa, Cnidaria, Anthozoa, Malacalcyonacea, Plexauridae. The record is from the annotation of a GenBank genome assembly.
AUGAAGCACAGAGAUAUAGCACUCCUCAAGCUCAGAUCUAUGCUAGGUACACCAUAUGCUGGUGGUUCUGAAGAAACGUGGGUAAAAGAAAAUGGUCCCUUAGAUGCUGAUCGAUCUGGACAAUCUGCUGAAUCAUCGAGGCAAGCAAAGAGAAUGCACGCCUUAGUUGAUGGUUAUCACCGGGGACGACCAUUUACUACCAUACGAAAUGAGAUUAUUAAUGCAGCCAUCAACUUCCUUGAGCAAAGAUUGGACAAUGAGCAGGAAGGUAUAAUGAAAAACAUUGUUGACAUCUGUGGUGCAAAAUCAAUAAAUGAGUUUCUUGUUGCCUCAAGACCACUACUCAAAUGCGCAGGUAUAGUUGGUGAUGAUGUGAAGGAAUUUACUGACACUGUUUUCGAGAUAUUUGACAAUCUGAAACCUAAUUCACACGUUUUGGAAAAAGAUUACACAGUCAGGAUAUUAUAUAUGCUAAGGUAAGCUGUGUUGCUAAAAAACAACGUAACUUUUGAUAAUUGAGAUAUAUAAUAUUUUUUUAUUUAUUUUUGUAUUUUCAGACAUAGCACUGGCUUAGUAAGAAUCUGCUGUCUGCAAUAGUGGUGAUUUCACCUGAUAGCAUGACAGUUGAAAGAAGUGUUGCAACAUAUAAUAUUCUGUACUCGAAGCUGAGGACAACAACAAACCAGAAAACGUUAAAUGAUAGAAUGAUCAUAGCCUGGAACGGUGUCCCAACGGCUUCAUAUGACCCAAGGCCAGCCGUUGUAUCCUUUUUCAACAAGAAAGAAAGAUGCAAUGCAAGGCCAUGUCUUGAGACAUAUAAACAACGAGAUUUUAUUGCAAACUUUUUUUCUUGAAAAUUUCAAGUUAUUAAAGGUGCUGUCAAGUCCGUAAUGUAAACAAACGCUUUGUUUACAUUUCAAACUGCUAGACUAACUGAAUAUAUAACACUGUUCUGGUUUAGUAUGCUUGUAAAUGAAUAUAAACCAGAGUUUCAAUUCAGAAAAAGUUCAAAAGAUGUAAAAUCAUCUGUGGGUCCCCCUUUGUUAUGAGCAGAACCGAUGCGCAGAAUGGACUUGACAGCAUCUUUAAGAGUUAUAGCUGUACGAUUAUAGCUACAAAGACUUGAAGUUUUUGUUUAUAUUAUUAAAGUAAAAUAUAGCUGAAGUUAAUAAAUUAAAGUUGUACAAUAUAUCUUUUCAGACUUGUGUGUUCCCCAACCUCCACGGCUCAUAUUUUUCGUUCUGCCUUUUUUUCCUAUUUUGCCCCCAACACUGAUUGAUCACAUAUAUACAAAUGCACCAAAUAUAGAUAUAAUUAGUAAAAUUAUAACCGCUGAUAUUUCAGACCAUCUGCCAAUUUUUUGUAUGACAGAUGUUCAGAUUAGCAGAUAUAAAAAAGAAGUUUAUUAUCAUGACUAUAAAAACUUUAAUACUGAAGCUUAUAUGAAUGAUAUGAACUCAUUUGUAUGGAACAAUAUGUCUGAACCCAGUCUAAAUCUAAAUAGUAAAGCAGAAAAAGUAAUAGACAGUAUUAAAUGUAUUAUUGAUAAACAUGCUCCAAUCUUUGGCAGAUUUUUUUGAGAACACAAUAAAUACUCACCUUCUACUAGUUUUAUUAUGUCCCCUGUGAAUUAGACAAAUGUAUCUUUACUUUUCUCUCAAUUAAAUUCCAACAAAGCCUCUCUCGAUAUUCGUAAUAAGUAAUAAAGAUAGCUUGUAGACCACUCGCAGUGCCAUUUACACUAUUGUAUAAUGCAUCUAUAGCAAGCGGCAGUGUACCAGAAGUGCUGAAAAUCUCAAAAGUUAUUCCAAUUUAGAAAAAUGGAAUAACGACGGAAUCAAACAAUUAUAGACCUAUUUCGAUCCCAUUGACGCCAUAGCGAUUGUCAUGGCCCAGAGACGCCAUAUACCAUAAAGCCUUCCGGGCAUGAUACAAUAUUCCAACAUGGUGACUCGCAUAAGGAAUGAGGACUGGGAAGGCGAUAUGGAGUUAAAAUACGACAUUAAAGCGUACGUUGCCCAGAAUUUGCGUCAAACAGAAAUUGUGGAUUUCUUGAAAGUGAAGUAUCCGAUGUAUGCAUGGAGUGUAAGAACUCUCUCACAUCGCAUGCAUCAUUUUGAUAUAAAAUACAUCGAAUAUGACACAAAUAUUGACGAUGUCACAUGUGCUGUGGAAGAAGAGAUGAAUGGGCCAGGAAGAUUCCUAGGCUAUCGUGCUUUUCACAAGAAGAUUCGUGAAGUACACACAUUGAAUGUUCCAAGAAACGUUGUGUACAACGUGAUGACCAAUGUCAACCCUCAAGGUUUACAAGACAGAGGUGGUGUGGGACAACCGAAACGCCAACAAAGAAAAGGACCGUUCACAUCGACUGUGUCAGAUACUGUGGUAAAAUAUAAUUAAGAAUUGCAGGAAAUUCUGUUUUAGAGACAUCUGGAUUGAUUAGAUAAGUAGAUUGACAUUUAUAAUUGCAUGAACUCAAGUAUUUUAUAAUUAACUGUUUUGUUUGUACAUAGCUAGGGAACAUUGAUUGAUCACAUGUGCUUUAAAUAUUUAUGUAAUCUAGUUUUUUGUUAGUUGAACAAUUAUGGUGUUGGGUUAAAUAAAGGGAAAAUCAUAACUAUUAUCACGAUUCAUAACAGACUGUAAGCAUAUUAAAAAAUGUUCAUAAUUUGUUACACUAGAACAUUAUAUUAAUAUAUGUGAUGAUUUUCUCAUUCAGGGAGCUGAUUUUACAAUGUCACUUGAUGGGCAUGAUAAAAUAUGUGGUUUUCAAAAGUCUACGUUCCCACUGUGCAUUUAUGGUGCCCAGGAUACUUUCAGCAGCAGAGUAAACUUCCUGAGAGUAUGGACUUCCAACAAUAAUCCAAGCAUUGUUGGUAGAUUCUACUUCGACUAUUUAUUUGAAAGAAGAG